Molecule: messenger RNA, 2665 nt
Organism: Drosophila willistoni
Lineage: Eukaryota; Metazoa; Arthropoda; Insecta; Diptera; Drosophilidae
Product: GTP-binding protein Di-Ras2
Exons: 4
Coding region: 343-1047 (234 amino acids)
Biological process (GO): signal transduction
Cellular component (GO): plasma membrane
Molecular function (GO): GTPase activity; GDP binding; GTP binding
Source: RefSeq, a predicted model, not a curated record
UGGGCAGCUGGUGGGCGGGACUCUUAUCGUGCGAGUCCGUACCGAGUACGUGGGAGAGUCAGUGUUUUUCCGAUUUCAGAGUGCGGCCUGCACAGCAGCAACCACAACUACAUAAUCAUCGGUGGAACGGUUAACAAAGUUUUAUGUGCAACGAAUUAAAGUGCAACGAAAUGCAAAUAAACCAAAGUAUGGCGCUCAAGUAAAAAACUUCACUCCACUUCAGUGUGCGCGUUCAAUUCGAAAGGCCAAAUUCAAAGGCGGCUCCGUUGAGUGUCAAAGAAGAAGAAGAAGACGACAAAUUUUGUCCCCAAAACACAACAACAUACUCGGACCAGGACAAAAAUGACGGAGCAAAAGAAUCAGGUGACACGUGCUGCACCGGAACAGAGCAACGAUUAUCGAGUUGUGGUAUUUGGUGCCGGUGGCGUAGGCAAAAGUUCGCUAGUAUUACGCUUCAUCAAGGGCACAUUUCGUGAGAGUUAUAUACCAACAAUUGAGGAUACCUAUCGGCAGGUUAUCAGUUGCAAUAAGAACAUUUGCACGUUACAAAUCACAGACACAACCGGCUCCCAUCAAUUCCCGGCCAUGCAGCGUCUAUCCAUAUCGAAGGGACAUGCAUUCAUAUUGGUCUAUUCAGUGUGCUCUAAACAAAGUUUAGAGGAACUGCGUCCCAUUUGGGCAUUAAUCAAGGAGCUAAAGGGUGCCGAUAUACCCAAUAUACCCGUUAUGCUGGUGGGCAACAAGUGUGACGAGACCGCCGAAUUGCGUGAAGUUUCACAAAUUGAGGGUCAGGCUCAGGCAACCACAUGGAGUAUAUCCUUUAUGGAGACAUCAGCAAAAACCAAUCAUAAUGUAACAGAACUCUUUCAAGAGCUUCUCAAUAUGGAGAAAACACGAACAGUCUCCCUGCAAUUGGAUACGAAAAAGCAAAAGAAACAAAAAAAGGAAAAGAAAUCAAAGGAUACGAAUGGCUCCAUACCAGAGAAUGGUGAGGCGGGAGUCAGCGGUGGUGGUGGUGGUGCCAAAGAGAAGUGUCGCGUUAUGUAAGCAUCGUAUUACAAUAGAAAUAGAAAUUGAAAUGGUGACAGACAAAUACUCGCUUUGGGAUAGUAGAGCUGGGUUAAGCAGCAUACCCAGAAAUCACCCAUUCACACCCACACCAAUACAUCUUCUUCUCCAACACACACACACACUCACACACACACGCACACACACGUUCAUCUAGAGUUACAUACUGAUAGUAUCAGAGGAGAGGAGAGCUGCCUGUUAGACGUAUGUAUAAUAUAAUGCAUAAUGAUUACAAGUAGAUUUAAUUUUUGCAUAGAUUUUCAAUUCGGCAAACCCAUUUUAUUUUCCAAUCCCACAAUAUAAUCCCAAACACCUCAAAAAAAUCAGUAAAAAUCAGCAUCUGUCAAGUAACUGCAUACAUAUCAAAAAAAACAAAAACUUUCAUACAAACCUAACACUAUGAGUGAGGAAAAGAUAGAGGAAAUGGCGAGCGGAUAGUAUUGAAAAUUUAAGAAAAGUAGACGGAGACUAGACCCAAAUAAACACCGAUAAACAACCCAAACACACAAACAUACAUAUAUCAUAAUGUUCUAUAUGUAUACAUUAAAAUAACUCUAAUGAAAAGCCAAAGUACCUAUUAAAGCAAAAGAAGAGAAAGACAACUUAAUCUACAUACAUACAUAAUUCCCAUAAACUGAAGACUUUUUUCCAAAAUCUAAAAAUGGGGCAAUCUUAUCGAUUAGGUUACGCCCAUCAGACUAUCACUUGCUGUAUUAACUAUUUACCACCAGAACUUAAAAAAACUUAAAACAACAAUAUACUAUAUAUAUAAAUAUACACACACUCACACACACACACAAGAUUAAAUCUAGAUCACCCGAUAAGGUAAUGUAUAAAAUACUCACAGGAUACACCCCAAAUUCCAUAUGAAUCAACAAAUUUUUACAUUAAGACCGCCAGCUAAAUUGUUUCAAUUUGUUUCGUUUUUCAGUUUCUUCUUUUUUUUUUAUAUAAAUAUUUAAGAUCACAUUUAUGUAUGAUUAUGUAGAUUUUAAUGACUAGGUAAAAAAUUAACAAUUAUUUGCUGAAGUUAUUAACAAUUUCAAUAAUAACAAUAACGAAACAGAAAAAUUACGUGAGAAUAGUUAAGUCAAAGUUUAAGCACAAUUUCCGUAAAACAAAACAAACAAAUAAAUAGAAAAAGAAAAUCGUUACAACGUACAUCGAAGAGACCGAUGUAAGAAAUUAUAUCAGUUGCCUGUUUUUUAAAAACAAACAAACAAACAUCUACUUAUGUAAUUUAUAAACUAAAGAAACAAUUUAACAAAUUGUUGCGUUUUAAACAUUCUCAAAAUUUUGAUGUCGAAAUUAAAAGACAAAUUAUUUAAAGAAAAGUUUUGAAACUGUUCACAAUUUCAACAAUUUCGGUUAUUUCGCAUUGCUUUGCUGUUAUAUGAUAUUAAGAGCAAUGAGUUAUUUAUUAUGAUUUUUGUUGCAAGUAACUUUUUUAGUUUUUGGUUUAUUUUUUCGGCAGCGAAACAAAGAUAAUUACAUUACUUAAGAUCUUGCUCAUUUGUUAAACACAACGAUAGCCAGAUAGAUGAACAGACAAAAAGUAACAAAGAAUAAAAAAAAAAAAACCAAGAAACACACAAAA